GUCGCCUUUAUCUGAUCGCCCCUUUCCCACCACUGUCCUUCUGCAUCAACCUUUGCCCGCUUGCCAAGACCCUUUGUAGUAUCAGAUCACGAGCUGCAUGCUCGCCCUUGGAGUCUUCGGAAGAUGCCUAACGUUUUCGCAGUCCCAGUCUUUUUCAUUUGUUUUCGAGAAUGUCUAGAGACGAGCAUCAUUGUGUCUGUACUCUUGGCGUUCCUGAAGCAGUCGUUGGGGCCUGAGCAUGAUGCUGCAGUACGGAAAAGGCUGGUCAGGCAGAUUUGGCUUGGCGUUAUAUUGGGUCUAUUCAUAUGUGUUGUCAUCGGUGCUGGCCUAAUUGGCGCCUUCUACAAGGCCGGGAAACAGGCCUUCGACGCGGCAGAGUUCUUAUGGGAAGGUAUUUUCGCCCUCAUAGCGUCCAUCAUCAUCACUUUGAUGGGCGCCGCUCUGUUGCGCGUGAAUAAGAUGCAGGACAAGUGGCGCACCAAGAUCGCCAAAGCCCUCGAGGACAAGGACUCGUCACCUUUGCCCUUAACUGGCCGCCUCAAGAGAUGGUGCCAGAAAUAUGCGAUGUUUCUGCUACCAUUCGUUACCGUUCUGCGAGAGGGUAUCGAAGCCGUGCUCUUCAUUGGUGGUGUGGGGCUUGGGUUGCCCGCGACUUCCUUUCCCUUGGCAGUCAUUUGCGGUCUGCUUGCUGGUGCGGUUAUCGGUUACUUGAUAUAUAAGGGAGGAAACCGUACCUCGUUGCAGAUCUUUCUGAUCAUCUCAACUUGCUUCUUGUACCUCAUCGCCGCCGGUCUGUUUUCCAAGGGCAUCUGGGACUUCGAAGCACAUGCCUGGGGGAAGAUUGCAGGCGAAGGUGCACUUGAAGCUGGCUCCGGGCCAGGCUCAUACGAUAUCCGUAAAAGCGUCUGGCAUGUAAACUGCUGCACCCCAGGAUCCAAAGGCGACGGCGGCUGGGGGGUUUUUAACUCUCUUUUUGGUUGGCAAAAUUCCGCCACUUAUGGCUCUGUCAUUUCAUACAAUCUAUACUGGCUCGUCAUCAUCGCCGGCUUCCUUAUGCUAGGAUAUAAGGAACGAAGCGGUCACUGGCCCCUUCAGAAGCCAGCUGCUGUUGCCGAAGACGUUCAAAGCCAGAGCGAUGGGAGCAGUGGAGUGGGUGAGAAGAAGCAGGAGGGUGCGGCGACUUCGAACGUCCGCGAGAUUCAGGCAUGAGGGGGGUUUCGCAGGGGAAAGUGCAUAAGAUGAGAACAAGGUCCAGCAAGCAUUCGACCAAGACUUAGAGCAGCGCCAGCAGUAGCUGAGGUCGGUAGUCAGACUCUUUGCCAGACUCUAGCAUGUGGGGACGGAUGAAGAAAAGCGGACUUGCCGUCAUUCAUACAAACUAAUAGGAAGCAUACCUUCGGAUGGAUACGAAUAAAAACAAAACUCUUUUAAUCUGCUGCACAUAGCCUAGGAAUCUAGAGGAAUCUAGAGGAGAUACUCA
This is a messenger RNA of Lindgomyces ingoldianus, 1480 nucleotides long. Its product is annotated as plasma membrane iron permease. The record is from RefSeq and is a predicted model, not a curated record. The coding region runs from base 124 to 1209 and encodes 361 amino acids. Gene Ontology annotation, molecular function: ferrous iron transmembrane transporter activity. The transcript is spliced from 6 exons. Gene Ontology annotation, cellular component: high-affinity iron permease complex; plasma membrane. Gene Ontology annotation, biological process: iron ion transmembrane transport. Lineage: Eukaryota; Fungi; Ascomycota; Dothideomycetes; Pleosporales; Lindgomycetaceae.